UCAGCCAAUCCCGAGACUCUGCGGCGCAAGGCCCGGUCCUCACAGGAGCCAGGGUAGAGGCCUCUGCUGUGAUCACCUUGUCCCUGUGCCUCCGUCCUCGCCCAGUGUGGUCUUCCACAGGGAAACUUUCCUUCCGGCCAACCCUUCCACCUGCAGUGGCUCCCCACAUAUCCAGACUCCAAGCACAGACUGAAGGCAGCAAGGCCUGGAAGAAGGUCAAGAUGGGGUUUAUAUUUUCAAAAUCCAUGAAUGAAAACCUGAAAAAUCAACAGGAAUUCAUGCUUAUGAAUGCUCGACUUCAGCUGGAAAGGCAGCUAAUGUUGCAGAAUGAAAUGAGGGAAAGACAAAUGGCCAUGCAGAUUGCUUGGUCUCGGGAGUUCCUCAAGUAUUUUGGAACUUUUUUUGGCCUUGCAACCAUCUCAUUAACAGCUGGAGCAAUGAGACGAAAGAAGCCAGCCUUUCUCCUCCCUAUUGUUCCAUUAAGCUUUAUCUUCACCUACCAGUAUGACUUGGGUUAUGGGACCCUUCUACAACGAAUGAAAGGUGAAGCAGAGGACAUCCUGGAAACAGAAAAGAGUAAGUUGCAACUGCCAGGAGGAAUGAUCACUUUUGAAAGCCUUGAAAAAGCCAGAAGGGAACAGAGUAGAUUCUUCAUAGACAAAUGAAAUCAUGUUUAUCUACCAAAUCUCAAAACACAGAAUUGUCGGUUUGAAUCAUGGUUUUUACAAUUUUUUAAAUGUGCAAGAUUUUGAUAUAAUGACCUUUAUUUUAAAAUAUUAAAAUAUGAGUUUUGUUGAACUAUUUAAAAAUAAAGUUUAUAAUAUCUCUCUCACUGUCAAAUAAAUAAAACAUAAAUUUUAUAAUAAACAGCACAAAAUCAAAGGUACUCUAAACAACUUUCAGAUU
Molecule: messenger RNA, 906 nt
Organism: Lepus europaeus (European hare)
Lineage: Eukaryota; Metazoa; Chordata; Mammalia; Lagomorpha; Leporidae
Gene: PLGRKT
Product: plasminogen receptor with a C-terminal lysine
Exons: 6
Coding region: 222-665 (147 amino acids)
Biological process (GO): positive regulation of plasminogen activation
Cellular component (GO): plasma membrane
Source: RefSeq, a predicted model, not a curated record